GGCGGAGCGGCCAAGAUGGCGGCGGAGCCGGGCCCGGGCGCGGGGCCGGACACGGAGCUGGAGGAGCUGCUGGAGAGUGCCCUGGACGACUUCGAGCGCAGCCGCCCCGCGCCGCCCCCCGCUCCCGGCUCCGUCCGACCCCCCUCCCCGCCUUCCUCCGAGGGCUCGCUCUUCUCCUCGCAGGAGAGGUUCUUCCAGGAGCUCUUCGAGGGCGAGCUGGCGGCGCAGGCGGCCGCCGAAUUCCAGGAGGCCAUGCAGGAGCUGGCCCGCCAGGAGCCCCAGCUGGUGCAGCAGUUCCAGAAGCUCUCGGAGGCUGCGGGGAAAGUCGGCAGCGACGCGGCCUCGCAGCAGGAAUUCACCUCCUGCCUCAAGGAGACCCUGAGCGGGCUGGCCAAGAACGCCAAUGACCUCCAGAAUUCCCCGGGCUCCGAGGAGGAGCUGGCCAAGGCCCUGGAGGGGCUGGGGCUGGAGGAGGGCGGCGGGGACGGCGUCCUGCCCGUCAUGCGCAGCAUCAUGGAGUCCCUGCUGUCCAAGGACGUGCUCUACCCCUCCCUCAAGGAGAUCACCGAGAAGUACCCGGAGUGGCUCCGGCAGCACGAAGGGUCGCUGUCCCCGGAGCAGCGGGCGCGGUUCGGGGCUCAGCAGGCGCUGAUGCUGCGGAUCUGCGCGGAGCUGGAGCGGGAGCGGCCGGAGGAGCCCGAGGGGCAGCGCCGGGAGCGCUUCGAGACCCUGCUGGACCUGAUGCAGCAGCUGCAGGACCUGGGCCACCCCCCCAAGGAGCUGGCAGGGGACACGCCUGCAGGCCUGGAGCUGCCGGGGGGGCUGUCGGGGGAGCAGUGCCGCCUCAUGUAGGGCACUUUUGGGGUGCCCCACGUCCGACCCCGAACGAGGCCGAAGAGGAGCCCGGCGGGACUGGGACCCCCCCGGGACCCUCCCCGCACCCCAACUUUGGGGUUUUGGGGGGUGGGGGGCGCAGGGACCCCCCAGAACAGGGACGGGUCCCCCCCUCACCCCCGUGACCCCAAUAAAGAGCUGGUGACAGGAA
Taeniopygia guttata (zebra finch) is the source of this 1045-nucleotide messenger RNA. The record is from RefSeq and is a predicted model, not a curated record. Lineage: Eukaryota; Metazoa; Chordata; Aves; Passeriformes; Estrildidae.